Molecule: messenger RNA, 1365 nt
Organism: Colletotrichum abscissum
Lineage: Eukaryota; Fungi; Ascomycota; Sordariomycetes; Glomerellales; Glomerellaceae
Product: pantothenate transporter liz1
Exons: 6
Coding region: 1-1365 (454 amino acids)
Biological process (GO): transmembrane transport
Cellular component (GO): membrane
Molecular function (GO): transmembrane transporter activity
Source: RefSeq, a predicted model, not a curated record
AUGGCAGAAUCAUCGCCUCAGCCUUCAAAUGCGCCCUCGCGGUCAUUUCGCUCUUUCAUCUGGGACACGGAUACGCACCUGAAGAGUCAUGAGGAGCGUGUAUUGCUUCGCAAGUUGGAUUGGUCAAUCUUGACUAUAGGAUGCUUAGGCUUCUUCAUGAAGUAUCUCGACCAGGGAAACCUCGCAAACGCCUACGUCUCAGGAAUGCAGGAGGACCUCAAGAUGUUUGCCAAUGAGUAUACGUAUGCUCAAAUGGUUUACACAUGCGCCUAUGCUGUGAUGCAAAUUCCAAGUACUUUGAUUGUUCAGAAGAUUAGGCCGAGCAUCUGGUUGGCCGCAAUGGAAGUCGGAUGGGGUAUCUUUACAUUUGCCCAGGCAGGGACGCAGAACGUUGGUCAGCUCUACGCAUUUCGCUUCCUUGUCGGAUUCUUUGAAAGCUCUUUCUUUCCUGUCUUACUUUAUGUACUUGGAAGUUGGUACACCAAGACUGAGCUUGCAAAGAGAGUCGCCAUAUUUCAUAUGACAGCUCCUCUUGGAUCGGCUUUUGGUGGAUACCUGCAAGCAGCAGUUUACAAGAGCCUAGACGGUGCUCAUGGCCACGCAGGGUGGCGAUGGUUGUACAUCGUCUGCGGGUGCAUGACGAUUCCCGUCGGCGUUGCGACCCUAUUCGUCUUACCGGAUACACCGUACACGACCAAGUCGAAGUUUCUGACCGCCAAAGAAUGCGAGCUAGCCAUUGAUCGAGUAACGAAGGCUGGUAAAGCGGCACCUGCAGGAGUCACCUUGGCUACUUUCAAAAGAGUCCUUUUGAAGUGGAGGUGGUACGCUUUUGUCUUGGGCUACGUCCUCUACGGUGAAUCUUGCCAGUCGGGUGGAUAUUUCGCCAUCUGGCUCAAGGCAGAGAAAUUUUCGGUUGUAGACAGGAACGUCAUCCCAACCGGCUCAAAGCUCAUCAGUGCUUUCUGUAUCAUUCUCUGGGGGUUCCUGUCGGACUACACGGGAAGCCGCUUUGCAUUGAUCAUCUGCCCAUUGGUGCUGGCCUUGAUCCCAAACGGCAUCUUGGCUUUUUGGCCGCCAAGCGUGCAGCUGAAGUUGUUUGCUUUCCUGACGAGCAGUGUGCAUCUCAUGACGGCGGUUUUCUACACUUGGGCGAAUGAAAUAUGUGCCGGCGACAAUGAGGAGCGCGCUUUGGUCAUCAGUAGUAUGAAUGGAAUGCAAUAUGCCGUCGACGCAUGGCUUCCCCUUGUCAUUUUCCCGCAAACCAUGGCUCCAACCUUUAGUGAGUUCUCGAAGACGUUUACUUUGUCUCUAUCAACAGUCGCGAGCAUCAAGUAUCAGUUACAACUUGCAGGAGCACGUUCUUGA